UGUCAAAAGACAUUUAAAAGAGGGAAGACUUCAUUGCUUUUUAUCGCUACAAUCAUACUCAUUGAUAUCAAUAUAUUUUCUAAAGAACAAUCGAAAAUUUUUGCCUUUCUCUAACAUUCUUGAAACUCAUCAGUGAAGAUGUCGUUCGAUCCUUCAAGACCAAUUGAUGACGAAAAGGUCUGGUUCCCCAAGGGGAUGUUCGUCGAUAAUCGUGCUAAUUCCAAGUUUGGCUUUGAUGCCAGCGACGAUGAGAGGGCUUUCAUCUUCAACUCUUCCGAUAUGAAGGCACUGAACCGUUUUCUCGGGACGGGCAGGUUGCUUCCAACCACCCGCAAUGAUUAUUUACGAUCAUUGGGCAUUUUGUCAACCGAUCCCCUCAGUAUAGACCUGGCGAAUGAAGUUGACAGUCUUGUGAGGACUUAUACUCAAAUCAGAACAGACAGUGUGUACUUUAGAGAUCACACAUGGCGCAACAUUGUCGACAUGGCAGCGCAAAUCAGAAUUUACGCCACAAUGUCAGGUGGAACCGAGGAAACUUCCUACACAGUUCUUAUGCUAAAAUGGAUCGGCGACUUCCACGAUGAAAACAACAAACCCAGGCCUGAUCAAGCAAGAUUGAAGGAACUCAAAGAAGGUAUACAAUGGAUAGUUACCGAAGAACUCAGGGUGAUCAAACAAUUACAGGCUGGCGCAGACCAAGCACUAGCCGGAUUGGAAGGUUUCCACGGACAAUGCGAGCAACAUGAAGCUAGGAUGAGAGUCAAUGCUACUUCUCUCGAGGCACAAUUAGUCAAAGAGGGUAAUGAUAUUGCGAGUAUGCAAAAGAAAAUUGAUGCGUCUCAGGCAGAGCUGGAAGAAUACCAGUCCAGGAUUGAUGGAAAAAAUAAAGUGCUAACUGAUGCUCCCAAAUACAUGUGGGUUUGGCCAAUUGGAACUUUCAUUGGAGUCGGUCUCGUUCAAGCAGCCAGAAACGAAAUUAAUGGCAUGAGAAAAGCUAUGGAAGAGAUCCAAGCUGUGAUGGAUGAGUAUGAAGCUAAGCAGAAAACUGCUUCUCGCUUGGAACUCAAUAUCAGGUUUGUCAACAGCCAAGUAAACAAUCUCACUGGCGAAAUCAGACCCGCAAUGCGCACACUCGAAUUACUUCAAGGAGCAUGGAAAUCCAUGAGCACGGAUCUUGAGACUAUCAAACAGUUGAUCGAUAAUGAUACUGAGAAUUUACCUCCAAUGAUACUCGCGAGACCACAAAUGCAGAAGAUUAUUGAUGAGUGGAAUGAAUUGAGAGAAUUUGCGAGUAAUUAUAUUCAGAACUCCUACCUUAGCGAGUCUCCGGAAAAUGUGAGUGUGCAGCAGUAUAUUCAUCAGCUGGAGACGAGAGUCUUUGUCGCGUCAAGAUGUUAAAUGGAACGCGAGCAUUCGCUGUGCCUAGGAUGUGUGAUGGAGAGAUGGAGAUGGAGAUGGAGAUUGAAAUUGACGAGAUCCAGAAUGUUGUCAUCGAAUUUCCUUAUGGAUGUAGGACAUUGCAAUGUCGUUUUUUUUUAAUCUCUUGAGCAGUCGAUAAUUUCAAAUGGAAUCAAUCACCUGCAAUGAUCUUUCGUGCACUCACUGCAAAAAAAAGAACAAUGUCCAGCGGGUGACAGGUCUACCUCCGCUAGUCUUUCAUAUUAUAUAAAUACAAUUAUCGUAUCAUUAAGAGUUGUGUGAGCACAGCAGAACCAUC
Botrytis deweyae is the source of this 1717-nucleotide messenger RNA. RefSeq lists its product as uncharacterized. The coding region runs from base 139 to 1398 and encodes 419 amino acids. The transcript is spliced from 6 exons. Lineage: Eukaryota; Fungi; Ascomycota; Leotiomycetes; Helotiales; Sclerotiniaceae. The record is from RefSeq and is a predicted model, not a curated record.